AGUGGAGUGAAAGCACGGUGUCAUGUAUGAGACGUUUGAAUUCCUUUUCCAGCCAUUACUAAGCACUCGUAUUAACGGUGGUAGGAUUCGUUGCAUGAAGAAUUAUGCGGUCACAAACAUGUACGAUUAAAGCUAAUAUUAAGAAGUUAUAUUUUUAGCCAUCUUUUAAGAGGGCUGGGCAGCCAGCGGCAUCUGAGCGGCACGGUCAUCAUUGGUUCAGCAGAGGCUGUGGAUGCAGUCUGUAACGUAAGUGGUAGACUACACCGAGCUUUGGGAGUAAGCGGUACAGAUACACUGCCUCUACUUUGCCAUCCUGACAGAGCUGUCAAACAAAACGUUCUAUUUAAAUCUGGGGCUUGGGGGCAGGAGGAAUGGGGGUUGUUUUUCUGCUAAUGAGAGUUUUUGGAGAUCCUUAUACAAUGUUGUCUUUCACUCUGAUGUUUUGAGGUGAGUAGAAAAUGCUUCAAAAACCAUUCCUCUGCAAGUCUUUUGAGAUAAGAUGGAAUAUACAAUAAUGUGAGUUCCACUUCAGGUUCUCUGGAGUUAAAUACUGAACUACUCCUAUUUCACUGCAUUUUUAUUUUUUUUAACAAGUUUGGGUGCCCAAAAUGGGACCCAGUAGAGGUGACCAGAGUAGGCGGCAUUGAAGUUGCAUGCUGCCUUCAUGCUCCUGCUCAGAAUCUCUUUGCCUUGGUACCCAAGAUUUUUGUGACCCGGUUAGUCCCUGUAUUUUAACCAGCGUUUUAGCCACAGAGAAUUCUGUUCAUAUUCAAUCUUCUUAUUACCCCAAACUUUUUCAUUGCUGCUUUUUCCAAAAUGUUGUCUAUCUUCUGAUGUGACUUCUUCCAAGACAGUGUUCCAGUGGUGUAAAGGGGAAGAGGGAGAUGGUUAGACUUGGUUGAGCAAAAAAAAAACCAUUUGCAUAACAAACACCUACCCCUGUUUCAUUCACAUCAAUGUGUUUAAUGUAUUGGGGGGAAAAAAAUAACUUUCCUUCUAACCAGUGUGAUUGAUCUUCUGUAAAUUGUCUUUUACGAAGAGUUAAUGAGCAAGCUCACUUUUUCUUUCUUCUCAGCAGCAUAAAGCUUGUCUGGGACCUUAAUUCACUGAGCUUCUGUCUAUUAACUGAUCUCUAUCUCAUGUAAGAUUUUAGCAUUGUCUAGAGGCUGUCACUUCUGCAGCUGGGUCAAAGGCUGGUGGGACAAGGUGGCAGCUCUCAGGCUGACGGGCUCCUCAGCGUUGGGCCAAAGGGCAAUAUGUUUUAGUAGAGCAGCUGGUACGGUUCUUUCAGUGGCUUCCGAAAAUGGCAUUCAAGUUCCAGUACAGUGAAUUAGUUCCUAGUCCGUUUUUUUUUUUUCCCCUGUAAGUUCCUGUGGUGUGCUCUUACGUUUCAAACAGACGUGUGUGUUAGUGGCUGAAGCUUUUAUAAAUAUUUAGGCAGGAUUAUAUUUUUUCCCUGUUGUUGUAAUAUCUGUAUUUAAACAUCCCCAAAGCUUUUAUUGUGUAGUUUCACAGACCCAGAAUUCUGACGGCUUUCAGAAGAAGGACGUCAGUGGGUGUGACGCGUGGGAACUGUGAUGUCACGCCCUGCUCAGCCCUGGGCAGGGGAGGCUGCAGUGGGGGCAGGUACCAGGGUGGUACGGGGAUGGCUGCUGUGCCCUGAAAACCUUUGCUUUAAGAUGAGAAGCUGUGAGCCGGCCUCAGUGGGUGACAAUGGAGCCUCCAGAUGAUGUUCUGAGCUGCCUCAAGACUUUGCUUGAGGGUGUGAGCAGAGCUGUCCUAAAACAGAAACCAGAAGACAUUGCUGGGUUUUUAGCUUCCUAUUUCCAAGAGUUCAUCGACUUCCAAAAAGAGAAUCCAAACUUGGUUUUAACAGAAGUGGUUGAAAAAUUUGAUCUCAAGCAGGAAACUUGGAAUGGGGAACUGGAAGAGAAGACAUCAAAAUGUAAUGAGGCUUUGCUUUCUACUGAGUCCCAGAGAAAGGAAUCAUGUACUGACAGAGGGGAAGACCAUCCUGAAGACCUCGCUGCAUCCAGCUCCAGAGUAACUCUGUGCCCAUCACCGAUCAGUUCCAUUCCAGAAAGCAAACACCCCCCUGGACCCGAUGGAGCUUUAUCCCCCGAGGGAUCUGAACUUGCGUUUGUGCCUGCUGACCCUGCACAGCUCCCUGUCCCUGUGGAAGAUGAUAGCAGUAGUUCUGUUUGUCUUGUGAGAGACGUGGCAACCACUGUGCAGACUCUUCAGGAAGAUGCUUCUGCUGCCUCAGCAGCUGAGGCUUCUGUGUCACAACAAGGAGUGGAGCCUUGGUCCUCCAUGAGUGGAGAACUAGGACCCUCAGACGGCCAGGUCCUUGUCUUAACAAAUGAUGUAAAUCAAGUUUCCUCGCUCCUUUUGCAGCAAGAGCCCUCAUCUCUUCCACCACUGCCACCUCCUUCUAAGGAACAGUUGCAGGCUGUGCCUUCCUCCAGCGCUGCUGAGGCCAUCUCAACCACUGCUAAGCCGAUAAUGGAUGCAGAGGGUCCUUCUUACAUACAGCAGUUUCCAGAUAAAAUAAUCAUUUCCUUUAAUGGACAAACUCUUUCUUCUAUAAAGCUGUCACUAAAUGCAGGCCAGGUCUCAUGGCUGGCUGCUAAUGAUGCAGCAUUCCAGCCUGAGCGAAUGGAAGCCAUAGCACCAAUGGAAUCGGCUGAACAAGCUUGUUGCUUCAGAGUGGAAUGUUCCAUUCUGGAUGACAUGAUGAAGAACUGACACAACAGCUCUCAGAAUCACUUACUUCUUGAGCAACUUUGAGUGUAAGACUUGAGGAAAUGCUGGCCACAGUGAAGACCUGAGUGCAGAAGCGAUGAGGUAUUCAAUUUUUGCCAUCGCAUAGCCAAAAAAAAACCAUUUCUCCUUAUCUGUGCAGACGUCUCCAGCACCACUGCUGUACCUGGGUAAUUCUAGUCGCACACAGAAUAAAAGCAGAAAGCAUCUCA
Molecule: messenger RNA, 2975 nt
Organism: Numida meleagris (helmeted guineafowl)
Lineage: Eukaryota; Metazoa; Chordata; Aves; Galliformes; Numididae
Gene: CABYR
Product: calcium binding tyrosine phosphorylation regulated
Exons: 5
Coding region: 1714-2748 (344 amino acids)
Biological process (GO): sperm capacitation
Cellular component (GO): sperm fibrous sheath; cytoplasm
Molecular function (GO): calcium ion binding
Source: RefSeq, a predicted model, not a curated record